CGAGCGUGAUGGUGAGCUCAGUAUAGGAAGGUUUUCAACGUGACAAGCGACGACGUUAUUUCAGUAGCAUGCAUUUUAUCGCGACACUUGGAGAGAGUUAUAGCUGGUUCUCGAGAAUGUAAACAUCACGUGCUGUUCAAGAUACAACAUGAGUAGUAUUGAUGAUGGUUGUCGUCGCUUUAGCCGAGAAUACUUCUAGUGUAAUCUACUAGCAUGUUGGUUGAGAGAAAACACACAACUAUUCUGCUCUGUCUGGUAAACAAUCGUUUUCUGCCACCUAAUCGUACACAAUCGUUUAUUUGACUAUUGAAACUAAGACUUCGAGAAGUUCAAUGAUGACUAUCAAACCAGCACGUGUUCUCCACGUGAGAUAGAAGCCUGGUAUCAACUAGUUUAUAUUAACCAUCAAGGUACUUGUCAUUCCCAAUACGUCCCAGAAUUGCAAUCCCACGCAUGUAACCAGCCUGCUAUACGUGGAUGAGUGGUCCUGAAGUCACAGGAAAGCUGGCCCACAACCGCAUAACCUCCAGGGCGAGCGGCCGGCGUAGUAGCGGCCUUCGAGGAGUAUUGUCUCGGCGACUUUCUGUGGGUUCCUUGCACGACAGCCUCGACAAUAGCAAGGGCAGUCAACCGCAUCUAGCCGAGUGUAACAGGCUUAUAGAAGAGUUGAACUACCAGACGGCACUAUUUCGUGACUUUCUCAUUUCGGUAGGGAAGCCAAAUGACAGUCCAGAAAUAAGGGAUAGGAUCAAACAAGUGCGCCGAAAGUGUGUAGACUCUUGUUCCUCAGUUAGUCAUUUGCUAAUGCCUCAAAUACGAAGUGAUGUAGCAGAAGGAAUACCAGUGGAUAGCCAGCACCUGGUAAACCUAGUCUGUUGUACACAACUUUUGCUGCGGGAACUUCGCAAGUGUAACCAGAUGGUUUCUGUAAACGCAAUGGAUAUGCGUGAAUUUUAUGAAAACCGUCCAAGUACCUCAGGCAUGGCAGUACUCGAUAAACUGGUUCUUUGGCGACCUCCCCACGAUUACCACCAGGAGGAACUAGUGUCCAUUGCUAGGGAUACAGAAGCCAUUGUACAUUUGUUAGGAGAAAUGCAAGAAUACAUGCCAAAGGAAACUAACUACAAAUCUCUCAUUGAAGACAGCCCGAUUACCUUUCCUACACGACAAAAAGGAGCAUUCUACCGAAACAUAGGCGAUCUCUGCUGUUUGUGUAAAUCAAAUCUGAGCUAACCCAAGCGCUCGUCCUGCAAGAAUGGCAAGCUAGUGUUGACUUCAUUGAAUUCAGAAACUUAAAGAAGGUGUACAUUUAUUCAUGUGGCGUGCCUCCUGAAAGUUACAAACACUUCUCUUGUGCCUCCCAAAAACAGAAGAAAUCCAACACAUCUGCUUUUUUGUUAUACUUAACUGUGGCUAUGAUGUUAAUAGAUUCAGCAAAUAAUUACUUAGAUCAGAACGUUUCUUGUAAGUUAUUUCCUGAUAUAUGAGUGAAAAUGAAUAUCUAAACUAUUACAUGUACACAUUUAAUGGUGUGUUUUAAUUAUCACAGUUUUUUAAUCAUAUAAUACCUGUGUGUAUUUAAGUACAGCAGGUUGACAAUUAUAGUUGUGAGCCAUUGUUUAUCAAAAAUAUAUUUGAUUGUUAAGGAGAUUGACCAAUUUUUCUUAAAGAUUGACUCUUUUAUCCGACUCACAAAUUCGAGAGCACAUAAAAAAAUCAUUAUUCCUUUCUAAAGAAUUUACAUGUAAAAUGGAAUAUGUCUAAUUUUUACAUUGUAGUUUAAAUUUCGCUAGUUUUCACCUGUUUAGUGUUCUUGAAAACAACAUAAUUAUACUAAUAACUACUAAGAAGAGCCAGCCCUUUUUUCAGUAUGCCUUCACCAUCUGUCUGAAAAAAUACAGUUCUUAUCUUGAUUAUGUUUGGAAUAUCCUUUGGCAUAUUGAGUGGUAAAACUUCUAGUUAUUUAAACACCUAGUCACGUAUUUGUUAAUGUACAAAGUAACCUCAUUUUGUAUUGUACUUGCUGAAUAAACUUUCCGUAUGUAGAAAAGUUUAUAAUUAAAUGCGCUAAAUACACAUUAAAAUGGUUUGAAUUAAAUAAGUAUUGAAGCCACUAAGCAAAUUUAAAGCAGACACCUGAACUGCACCAAAAUAUUUAUGGUAUUCAAACAUUUUGAAAAUUGUGUUGUAAACUUAUAUUGUAAACAUGAUUGUGUUAUCGAACAUUUCAAUCUAUUUACUUCAAGGUUAUAUAUAUAUAUAUGCACCUUACCUUUAUUGAAGUCUGUAGAUCAGCACUCUUGGUCAUGUGUAGGGUGUUAAUCAGCAUUUGCUUGUAAGUCUUCGAAAUUACAGGUAAUUUUAACACCCCUAGCGUAUUUUAUGAUAGAGAUUGUUUUGAAUUUUGCUUAGAAUGUGGACUUAGGACUAAUCGAAAUCUUCUAAACUGGCCGAACCUCAUGAUCUAUUAUUGGACUUGCCGUCAGCGAGGGUAUCGAACUGAUGAACAAAGGCAUUACAAUUUUUAUAAGUAAGAAAAUAUAUUUAGUUAGCUAUACUCAUUAGCGGAUUGAUUCUUAGUUUUGAUCUAAGUUAAUAUUAAUAGCAUUGAAAAAGGGGUGAUUUUGAUCUGAACAGAAGAAUCAAAGUUAAUUGCAGCUAUCGUUUAGAUCUAAAUCUCCUUAUUUAUUAAUCAAAUACUCAGAAAUGUACUAUUUGUAAAUUAGACCUAACGCAACUUCGCUAAAUUUCCUUAUGUUAGUAUAAAAACUUAUGGCAAACAUUUAACACCUCACUCAGGUUCGUGCUUAGAGAUCAAUUAACAUGCCAUGCCACAUGAAACUAAUAUUAUUUUUAUUAACUCUAUUGCUUGAAAUAGUCGUAUUAUGAAAACUACUAAAAUAAAUAAGUAAUAAAAAGUAGCAGGGCCUUCAAACUUGAAUGCAACUGAUUCCGAGACUGCAUCUUAAAGGGGAGCACAUUAAACUGAAUUUAUGAUAUGUACCUAAAAUAUUCACUCGUUUAAAUGUUAAUCUCAUAUUAAAGGGAUGUGACAUGUGGUUGCGAUUAUAGCAAUAAUUGUAAGAAAGAAAUAUUUGAAAAUACUUGUACAAGUGAAACAUUAGGAAACAUUUUCAGAAUACUCGUAACUGAUAUGUUUCUACAAUGUAAAAGUACACUUAACUGUUGUACAAGUGAAACAUAAGGAAACAUUUUCAGAAUACUCGUAACUGAUAUAUUUCUACAAUGUAAAAUACACUUAACUGUUUUACAAGUGAAACAUAAGGAAACAUUUUCAGAAUACUCGUAACUGAUAUAUUUCUACAAUGUAAAAUACACUUAACUGUUUUACAAGUGAAACAUUAGGAAACAUUUUCAGAAUACUCGUAACUGAUAUGUUUCUACAAUGUAAAAGACACUUAACUGUAAUUAAAAUCGUAAAAUAACAGUUAAAGUGAUGACAGUCCAACGCACAUUUCGAGUUCGAGUAUAAAGUAACAUUACAAAACAAAGAUCAAACAUGUUACUCGUUAUAUCUACGGAUAAUAAACAUUGCGUAAGAAAUACUAACAAAGAUGAAAAUAGUAAUUCAUAUUGUAUAAAAGCAAUAAUAUUAAUGGAUUUUGCUUAAGCUACUUAUUUUAUGAAUUUCUGUAAAAUAAAAGUUAAGGAGACAGAUAAAAGGCAAAAUGCUUGAUUUUUUUUUUCUUUGAAAGAGGGAGCAUUUAUUUAAUUUCAUAUCGGAAACCUUGCUACUAAUUCAGUUCUUUUUUUUUUAUUAAUAAACUAACCUGUUCAUUGAUUCUUACACGUGAAAUGAUCUUGUUUAAUCUAAACAAAAACUGAUUGAAAAUCGUGGCUGCUGCACGUGACAGUUCCUUCUUACUCUGUUCACAUCACUAUUUUAAAUCCCAUUGCUUUAAGUGAAAAUAUAAAAAAUGUGUUCUUUAGUUUUUACUCUCAAGGAAUACGCACCGUAUAAAAACAUAAUAUAAAUCCUUGCACGUUCAUGUUAUGCUACAUAGAUGACAGGGUAGAACUGUGUGAAGGAAGUUUUCUCAAGUAAGAAAUAAUAGGUUAUAUCAAAAGUUUCUAAUAACAUCCUAUAAAAUGGAGUCAUAUAUACAUAUAUGUUUAUGAUCUUUUUGUCGAUGUAAAUACAUUUUUGAGUGGUGAAAAUAGUUUACUUUAACUAUGCUUGAUUGUACUAGCCUUAUAGGAACCUUUUUUAUUUCAUUAAGUGCAAGUUUGUUGUACAGAUUUUCUGGAAACUUGUCAUUUUUCCUAAU
This is a messenger RNA of Limulus polyphemus (Atlantic horseshoe crab), 4289 nucleotides long. RefSeq lists its product as uncharacterized. Lineage: Eukaryota; Metazoa; Arthropoda; Merostomata; Xiphosura; Limulidae. The coding region runs from base 478 to 1233 and encodes 251 amino acids. The transcript has 7 exons. The record is from RefSeq and is a predicted model, not a curated record. Gene Ontology annotation, biological process: G protein-coupled receptor signaling pathway. Gene Ontology annotation, cellular component: neuron projection.